Molecule: messenger RNA, 693 nt
Organism: Humulus lupulus (European hop)
Lineage: Eukaryota; Viridiplantae; Streptophyta; Magnoliopsida; Rosales; Cannabaceae
Exons: 1
Coding region: 1-693 (230 amino acids)
Source: RefSeq, a predicted model, not a curated record
AUGCUGAGAGAUGAGGAAUUAGCACAUGCUAGACAAGCACCGCAAAUGUCCCAAACGCCCCAAGUACCUCAAGUACCAGUAGUGCAACCUCAGCCGCCAAUACCACCAACUGCAACACUACCUGUAACCUAUGGGUUCGAGCCAGUGUAUGAACGUUUCAUAAAGAAAUCCCCAUCAACCUUUGAAGGGAAAGCUAAUCCAAUGGUGGCAGAGGAUUGGUUAAGGUCGGUCGAGGCUAUCUUUGAUCAUAUGGAGUUGAGUGAUCGCCAAAGGGUUUCUUGUGCAGUUUAUUUACUUAAGAUUGAUGCACGGAUUUGGUGGGAUGUGAUUAAACAGACCCGUGAUUUGAAUACCAUGACUUGGGCAGAGUUCAUCCAUGCUUUCAGUAAGAAGUAUUAUAGUCCAGCUGUGCUAGCAACUAAGGUUGACGAGUUUGUAACUCUGGUACAGGGGAACCUAUCUGUCACUGAUUAUGCACAUAAGUUCGAUCGAUUGGCUAAAUUUGCUCCUGAAGUGGUGCCAACUGAUGCAUUUCGAGUCCAAAGGUUCGUGAGGGGACUCAAGUCGAUGAUUGCCAGGGAUGUUGUGAUGACGUGUGUUGAAGGGGUCAGUUAUGCAGAAGUAUUGGAUAGAGCUCUUAAAGCCGAGUAUUUGGAAGAACGGAUAUGGAAGGAUAAUGCCGCUAGAAGAUAG